GUCUAUUUUGGAUGUAUUUUUUUACAUCCAUAAUGCAUUGACCCACUUGAGCUAGAGAGAGAUAAAGCACAGGGAAGAAAGAGGAAAAGAGAAAGAGAAUUAAGAAUAUAUGAGAUAAAUGAGAAACUAUGAUAAUGGCUAUAUGGACGGGUCAUCAUCACCUCUAUAUCUGAGCUUCCAUUUCUAAACAAUAUAUAUAUACACACAUAUACUUCUAUGAUCUUUCUUCCUAGGUUUGUAUUUUCAUGGCAGACUAUGUUGGCCUUCUAACACAACAAAGUUUGAGAUGAGCAGCUCUUUGGCAGUUACCUCUUCUCUUCACCAUCAUCAUCAGCUCUUUCUUUGUUCUUGUGCUCAUCAUCAAUCCUUCCCACUAAGAAAAAGUCUUUAUUCUUGUUGAUUCUUUAACAACAUAUUAGUUUCAACUUGUUCCUAUAACUGCUAACUCUGAGAGCUUUUAAUUGUUGGGUUUUUAUGGCUUCCCUUUAUUCUUGGAGUGAAUCUUGAUGGAAUUAUUAGUUGCAGAAUCAGCAUCAACUUUUGAUCAGUAUCUCAGAAGCUGGUGGGCAAGACAAGUAUACACAAAGGACCAAAAAGAAGAUUAAAAGAAAAAGAAAGAAAAACUGGUUUUCAUGGCUAGAGAAUCGUGUGAAGAUAAAUCAAGGAAUAUUGUGUCAUCCACUGGAUUUUGCUACUCAGAAGUUUCAUCUGGUAACUCAACCAUGCAAACCCAUCUGGUGAAUCAGAUCCAAGGCUUUGAAUCCAACCCAGAGAUCUUCAACUUAACAACAGGCAUGGAGAUGAUAGGGUUUGCCAAGAACCUACAGCAACAACAAGGUGACACCAACAACAUGAUCAUGUGGAAAGGGUUCUUCAACAAACAUGGAAACAACCCAGGAGCAGCAGGCCCUUCUUCUCCUUCUUCUUCCAAGCCAAUCAAUGAGUCAACCACUGAUUUCUAUCAACAUGAAUUCCACAAACCUGAGUUCACAACUGGGAUAUCUGAAACCAGUACUGGGAAUCUAAUAGUUGGAUCUGAAUCAGCUCCAUGGCAAGAAAACAGGUUGCUUGUUGAUGAUUCUUCUUUUAGGUGUGUGUUCCCUUGUGAAGGGAACGAGAGACCAAGUCAAGGUCUUUCGCUCUCUCUUUCAUCAAGUAAUCCUACUAGUAUCGGGUUACAGUCUUUUGAACUAAGACAAACAAGCCAUAGUAACCAUGAUGACCAGCCAGAUGAUAUGAGGUUUAUUGGUUCAAGUUCAAGAGAUGGGUUCUUUGGAAAGCCGGCAAUUGUUCAACAACAUGAAGGUCAGUUCCAAAUAAGGGGUUCCAGGUACUUGAAUGCUGCUCAAGAACUUUUGAAUGAAUUUUGCAGCUUGGGAACAAAGCAAUUGGAUACAUCAAAGCAAAAGCAAACCCAAAAGACCACCAAACAGUGGGAUGAUGAUGAUGGAGGAGCUAGCUCUUCAAGGAAGCAAUCACUAUAUUCCCUCGAUUUCACUGAGUUACAGAGAAGAAAAACCAAGAUGCUUUCAAUGCUGGAAGAGGUGGACAGAAGAUAUAAGAUCUACUGUGAUCAAAUGAAAGCCGUAGUAUCAUCGUUCGAAGCAGUGGCUGGUACUGGGGCAGCAUCAGUGUAUUCAGCUUUAGCCUCUAAAGCCAUGUCAAGACAUUUUAGAUGCCUAAGAGAUGGGAUUGUGAGUCAGAUUCAAGCUACAAGGAAAGCCAUGGGAGAAAAAGACACAGUUGCACCAGGCACAACGAAAGGCGAAACACCAAGGCUAAGAAUACUCGACCAAGCUUUAAGGCAACAAAGGGCAUUUCAACAGAUGAGCAUGAUGGAGAGUCAUCCGUGGAGACCCCAAAGAGGCUUACCAGAAAGAUCUGUUUCAGUUCUUCGAGCUUGGCUGUUUGAACAUUUCCUUCACCCGUACCCUAGCGAUGUUGAUAAACAUAUCUUAGCCCGCCAAACCGGCCUCUCAAGAAGCCAGGUAUCGAAUUGGUUCAUCAAUGCCAGGGUGAGGCUAUGGAAACCAAUGGUGGAGGAAAUGUACUUGGAAGAAACAAAGGAGCACGAAAACAACAUGGUUUCCUCAGAUAAUGGAGGUACUGAUGGUGGCGAUGAUAAUAACAAUAAUGACCGGUUAAAUAUUCCACUGGCUGAUCAGAAACCCACCCCGGACCAGCUCGUUCGAGUUGACUCGGAGUGUCUAUCUUCCAUUAUCACUACUAACCCGGAAAAAAACGAUGGGAAAAGUGGUACCAAAACCCUUGAAAACCAGCACUUGCAUCAUCAUCAUCAUCAUCAUCAUCAUCAUCAACAACAAAGUUUCGGAACCUAUGGUGCCACUGCCAUGGAACUGGACUUCGCUUCCUACGGUGAUCACACGGCGGGUGGUGGGGUACCUUAUCAUAACGCUAAUCAAAGCUUCAACGGUGGAGGAGGUGUGUCAUUGACAUUAGGGUUGCAACAACAUGGUGGGAGUGGCGUGAGCUUAGCUUUCUCGCCUGCAACACAAACUUCACUUUUUUACCGUAGAGACCACAUAGAAGAUUGUCAGCCAGUUCAGUACUCACUUUUAGACAACGAGGGACAACAUUUGCCUUACAGGAACUUGAUGGGGGCACAAUUGCUUCAUGAUUUGGCCGGAUAGCAAAGCAAAAGAAGGAAAAAAAAGGUCAAAAUCGAUCAGUUUGUUGGUGGGGUUCAUUAGAGCUCUCAUCAAAUGAUGAAAAUGGCAGUAGAUAAAGUAGUUUAGAGGUGGCAUAUAUAAAUACUGAAAUACAUAUAUAUAUACAUAUUGCUACACUUUGUUCAACGGUAAGAACAAGUUUAUUUAACCUGCAAAGGCUUAAUUUGGGAUAUGCCAGUUCAAUGCAAGGUUACACAUAUAUAUUUAUUUUCCUCUUUUGAGUGGGAAUAUUAUAUGUUUUAAUUUGCAGAAACUUUUAACCUUAUUAUUAUCUGUUUGGUAUC
Molecule: messenger RNA, 2974 nt
Organism: Gossypium raimondii (Peruvian cotton)
Lineage: Eukaryota; Viridiplantae; Streptophyta; Magnoliopsida; Malvales; Malvaceae
Product: homeobox protein BEL1 homolog
Exons: 5
Coding region: 633-2651 (672 amino acids)
Biological process (GO): regulation of transcription by RNA polymerase II
Molecular function (GO): RNA polymerase II cis-regulatory region sequence-specific DNA binding; DNA-binding transcription factor activity, RNA polymerase II-specific
Source: RefSeq, a predicted model, not a curated record